Messenger RNA from Alosa alosa (allis shad), 3667 nucleotides. Its product is annotated as stearoyl-CoA desaturase 5-like. Gene Ontology annotation, molecular function: heme binding; iron ion binding; oxidoreductase activity, acting on paired donors, with incorporation or reduction of molecular oxygen, reduced flavin or flavoprotein as one donor, and incorporation of one atom of oxygen. The transcript is spliced from 5 exons. Gene Ontology annotation, cellular component: cytoplasm; intracellular membrane-bounded organelle. NCBI's taxonomy places the organism in Eukaryota, Metazoa, Chordata, Actinopteri, Clupeiformes, Clupeidae. Bases 163 to 1149 code for a protein of 328 amino acids. Gene Ontology annotation, biological process: lipid metabolic process; xenobiotic metabolic process. The record is from RefSeq and is a predicted model, not a curated record.
UGCAGGUCCUGCUCUAAUUCAGGUCGGUUUUGUUAGAUGCUGUUUACAGCCAGUUAAUGUAGUAAUGUAGUUCAUACAGUUUCGUCGUCUUUAUCAUUAGAAAACCGUUCAAGUUGCGCUCCACAGAUAUUCGGCUAGUAUUAGUAAAGCUUGAGAGAGAAGAUGGUGGCUAUUUUACUCAGCUGCGCUGUGCGGGGAGAGAAUAAGGAUGUACGGAGCGCCGACAGGGAAAAUUACAAGGAACCAGCACCCAAGUCAACGCAUGACAAGGGAAUCCACUUGCAAGGGAUUGUCUGGAGAAAUGUUAUUCUUAUGGCUCUUCUUCAUGCUGCGUCCAUAUAUGCCAUCUUCUUGAUACCAACAGCACGACCUCUCACCUGGAUUUGGUCCUAUGUAUGCUUCUUUCUCACGGCCUUGGGAGUGACUGCUGGGGCUCAUCGGUUAUGGAGUCACAGGUCCUACAAGGCAAAGCUGCCCCUCAGGGUCUUCUUGGCUGCUAUAAACUCCAUGGCCUUCCAGAAUGACAUUUUUGAAUGGUCGCGGGAUCACAGGGUGCAUCACAAGUACUCAGAGACAGAUGCUGAUCCCCACAAUGCCAAACGGGGGUUCUUUUUCGCUCACGUUGGCUGGUUGUUCGUCAGGAAGCACAAAGACGUCAUCGAAAAAGGCCGGAGGCUGGACGUCAGUGACCUUUUGGCAGACCCUGUGGUGAUGUUUCAGAGGAGAUACUAUUUAAUGUCGGUCCUUGUGAUGUGUUUCUUGGUGCCCACUCUGGUGCCGUGGUACCUCUGGGGAGAGAGCCUGUGGAACUCUUACUUCCUGGCUGGCAUUCUGCGCUACACAGUCUCCCUCAACAUCACCUGGCUAGUAAACAGCGCCGCACACAUGUACGGAAACCGGCCAUAUGAUGUAAAUAUAAACCCCCGCGAAAAUGGCUUUGUCACGUUUGGAGCCAUUGGAGAGGGUUUCCAUAACUUCCACCACACCUUCCCCUUCGACUACUCCGCCAGUGAGUUCGGACUACGUUUCAACCCCACCACCUGCUUCAUAGACCUGAUGUGCUUGCUCGGCUUGGCCAGUGACUGCAAGAAAGCCUCAGCACAGAUGGUCCAGGCCCGCAAAUGCAGGACGGGAGAAGGAAGCCUGUGAAGAUCCGCUCAGAGGGCCAUCAUUCACUUAUGUAGGGGCUGAAUAUAUAAAGCAAAAGUCCUGCCAGAUAUUUGCUCCUACUAUUUAUUAAAUCAGGUAGAUCAGCUAAAUUAGUGAAAUUCCCUGUGUUAAAGGUACACUAUGCAGGUUUAGGUAUUUUUGGCGGCUGUAAAGCUCCCUCUAGAGCGAUAUAUUUAUAUUUUACUCUGCUGUUGUAAAUAUCAGAUUUCUCGUGUCUUAUCCCCCUGUACACAAUGAAAAUGAUCUACUGUCAAGGUAAUGUUUCACGAUUCUCGCGAGAUUUGUCUGGCUGCCAGUCUUGAAGUUGCAUGGCUGGUUUUCUCGGUAGCGACUCGCUACGUCUAUGCUGUAUAGCUAUGCUAGGUGAACGAUUCGCCUAUUACAAGUUCAUUUACCAUCAAAUUGGCCUCGUAAAGGUAAAAAUCUUGCAUAGUGUACCUUUAAGUGAAUAGGUAGAACCAAUACAUGGUAGAACUUUUACUUUCUGAAGCCAGAUAUUAACACUUUAUCAGUGUGUUUAUCCUUUUCUUCUUCAACUUUUUUUUGUCAGUUGCCAGUUGUUUCAUUGUGUCACGGUCAAGGCUGUAUGGAACAUUUCUUUAAUUGUAUCUCAACCAUUUUCCAAUUACAUUUAGUUGAACAUGAAUCUAUUUAUUGACUAAAGAUUAUAUUUAUCUUUUAUCUAUAGAUGACAAAUGGGGAGGGGUAAGUAAGUUAAUAUAGUGUGCCUCUCUGGAGUCUUCACAGAUGGUUUCAUCAACUACAUUCAAAAGAAAUGUAUGGAUAGUGUGUAUGAUGUAGCAGAGCAUUACAGAGACAGAAGCUGUAGAUCAGAUGAAAUACGGGGAUCAUAGGACACAUCUCACCAAAGUAUACAAUGUGGAUUUAGAGAUGAUAGGGAGAAGUAGCCUCACAUUUGUUUCCUGGUUAAUAGUGCUGGUUUGCCAUAGAUUUAAUAUUUGUUAAAAAAAAACAUGCUGUAUGUUUACAUAAGUGUAAAAUCUAAAUGUAUUGGACUGCUAUGGUUGGAUUUUUAUAUAUUUUAUCAACAGUUAUUUGGGUGUGCCACAGAGCAGGACUGGAAAGGGAUAAAACAUGGCCACCAGGCAAUAUUAAUUGUUAAUGCUGUCACAAAAAUAAAUUAUUUCCUUUACAAUUCAAUGAAAUUAGUUAAAUUAUAUUUGGAUUUUAUUUAAUUAAUCUCAUUCAAUAAGACAAAAGCAACUUGCAUAAAUAUUGCCAGGGGUCAGUUUGAGGGAGACCCCUACAAAGGUCAAAACAAGCUGAAUAUGCAACCCUACUUAAUUUCACCAUAGGGUUACAGACUUGCCUUAGCACCUAUUUGAAUGUACUGCCCAUUGCUGGUCAUGACAGAUUUCAAGUGUUUGACCACUAAACAAUCAACUGUUUGUAUUGUUGAGUAUUGAAGUGUUUUGAUAUUUCUUGCGCGAUAUACCCCAUAUGGGUGGGGGUGAUGAGAAGUAUAUCAUGGUUGUUUGGGUAAUAGUGAGAUAGCUUUUACACAUUUACAAUUUCCAAAGUCCACAAUGACUCGAUUGAGGAAUGUAUGGUUAUUUGACUUCUUUAUCUACAGAGGUCAAGAUUUCUACCUCCCUCUGACAUACAGAAAAGUCUAUAUUGGCGACUCAGGGUUAUUGGUUUAGUUAAGGUUGCAGUUUAACCACUCUGCCAAUGGAGGAUAAAUUAGAUGCUUUUCAUUUGUCUCAGUUUAUAUUCAAUGAGACAAUCCUAGCCUCCUUUUGCUUGCACAACAGAACACAAAGUGUGGUAGGCUACAUUUACUUACAGUUUUACACUUAUAAAGCCUAUACAUUGUCUAUGUCUAAGUACAUCUAGCAUAUUGUGAUAUUUGUGUAGUGCGAGAACUAUCAUGGUAACAAUCAAUGAAAAAUGUGUGUAUGAAUAAGAAAUUCUGUCAUAUUGUUGUAGCCAUUUAACAAUAUAGUUGUAACCACUAUUAUCUUGAAGAAACCUUUGUUGAGUCAGGGUAAUAGAUGCCAUCUUAAUACAGUUAUUAAAGGACACAAGUUUGAUAGGCAUAUAUCAGGAAUUAUUCCAUCUCUGCAGAGCAUUCAGCAGCAUUGACAUGGCUCGUUUUCACAAUUCCUCUCAUGUUUACUUUUUUUGGUAAUUCUAAGAAAUGUAUGAUGAGCUACAAAUGUAUUAAGGUUUGUAUUGAUCGAAACUUCUAAAUACAUGUUAAGCCAAACCUGGUCUGAUUUGUGCAUAUUUGAAUAGACAUCCCUUUUGAAUUUCUGUAACGUCGUGUGUGCAAAACUUGGCAGUUUAAUUAAAUCCAUAGAUUAGCCUAGACUAUUGGGUAGGCUGAGCUAUUUAGAGCUGAAUUUGCAUAAGUUGUUUUUUAUUUAAUAAAUUCUAUUGACUGGCUAUGUCCUUGUCAGCACCACCUACCAGUCUCUGCUAUAAAUGUAUACUGUAGGCCUACUCUUCCAUAAAUAAAUCAUGUGUAGACGUU